GUCGCAGCAAGCGCCCUCUAUCUCGCAAGCCGCUUGCUCAGCCUUGUCUGUGCAUCACCUUGUUCCCCCCAUAUUUGGGGUCUCUGACACGUUAUACCAGGCUUCUCACCCUCUGUUCUCUUUCUCUAAUCCUUACAAGACUCAAAUUCCCGACCUCUCCCCAUGUCUUUCAUGCGUUCAGGCAACAGUCGAGGUGGGUAUGCUCCACGACGAGGACGAGGUGGGUCGACUCGUCCGUUUGUCAAGCGCCAGGAGCCAGUGAAGCCUGAUCUCGACAAAUACCCAUUGGGAGAGCUCUUGCUCACACUCCGGCCUUCAGACUUGAUGCCGCCGACAACUGGACUGCCUUCUUCGCCUCACAUAAAUGAUUGCCAGUACGUCACUUCGUACAAUUGGCUAGCCAGCCAGGAUCGUACCAUACUGGUGCCAGGCCAACCUCCUAAGUGGACGCCUCCCAAGGUCGCUCAACGACUUCCUGAGGAUAGUGGCAGCUACUAUCGAGAUCCGAAUGCUGCAAGAUAUCCUGAGUAUCCCAUCGCACCUGCAGUGCAGGCUGUCAUGGAUGCUACCGAUGAUGCACCCAUAGACGCCGAUGUCUUUGCGUGUGGCAGCACGUUGGGCAAUCUUCUUCGUUUUACCCGCGGUAUGGAUCGAGCGUUCCGCUUCAACGUUGAGACCAUUGGCGAUACCGUAUUCCUUGUGCGUAAGGAGAAUGAUCCCAAAGAGCUCAUUGAGGGCGUUCGUGGCUUCGGACACACCUUCCCUGAAGCCUACACAACAUGGCCAAAGGAAGUCAAGGGCUCCGAGACUCACCAACGGAUCAUUCAGUACGAUCUGGGAGGUCUACAAUGUCUUGUACGUUUUGAAUGUGACGGGUUCCUCGACGACUCCCCUGCACCAAACAAACUCGCACCCUCCACAGCAAAACCCCCAACUGCCCCACCGUCCGAAGACAUCCUCUCCCAAGCCCUUUCCAGCACCACCGUAACCACCCCGCAAACCACCAGCAAGCAGCCCCUCACCAUCCUCCACACCGGCACCCCAAUCCCACAGUCCUCCAUCUUCGACCUCAAAACGCGCUCGGGCAGAUACAACAAGACCAUCAAUAUGGACGACAUCACCCCCCAACUCUGGCUCAAGCAAGUCCCCAACUUCAUCGUCGCCUACCACGACGGCGCAGGCCUCUUCCAACCGCCCCAGAUCACCGACACACGGCCCCUCAUCUCAGCCUUCGAAACGGCAAACGCAGAGCCCAUACGCCGCCUCAUCGCCCUGCUGACGAAGAUCAUCGACGUCGCGCGCGCGGACGACACGCGCGGUCUCGAAGUCUACUGUCCCGGCGCCAAUGCGCUGGAGAUCCGGCGGCAGUUCGGGGACGGCGUGCGCGCGCUGCCGGCGGCGCUGCAUGCGCAGUGGGUUGCGAGGUGCGAUGGCGGCGGAUUGGCGUUGGAUGGGGGGGACUCGGGACAUGGGGCGUCGCCGAGGGGGAUGGGAGGUAAGUGGAGUGCUUCGUCUGAUGGGGAGGAUGAUGAGUUGGAUUUCACGGCGUGUUCGGCGGAGGACUGUGGGUAUUGUGGGCGUUGCACGUACUGAUAUGGUGUUACACUACGAGGCUGUUGUGUGCUUGGGUUGAUCGAGCUGGAUAGUUCACUCUGUCAGAUAAAUCAAGUAUACUCCUGAAAAAUGGUGCUCGAUUGCUUG
Molecule: messenger RNA, 1701 nt
Organism: Boeremia exigua
Lineage: Eukaryota; Fungi; Ascomycota; Dothideomycetes; Pleosporales; Didymellaceae
Exons: 2
Coding region: 163-1593 (476 amino acids)
Source: RefSeq, a predicted model, not a curated record